AUGCCUGACAAGAUUCUCGACGACAUCUCGCACCGUCGCUACAACCCGCUGACUGAUAGCUGGUUAUUGGUCUCUCCUCACCGGACCAAGCGGCCAUGGCAAGGCCAGCAAGAGGCUGUAGUCGAAGCAAAGCUUCCCGAAUACGACCUCAAGGCAUGCUUCGCACCAAAGCUGUGUUAUCUCUGCCCUCGCAAUACCCGUGCGUCUGGCGACCACAAUCCUGACUACGAAAAGACGUUUGCUUUUGUCAACGAUUACAGCGCUGUGAAAGAACAGCAACCUGACUAUGAACCCGAGCCGACUUCCAAUGACCUCAGUUCCCUUUUAUUGCAGGCUAGAAGUGUCAAGGGCGUGUGCUACGUCAUGACCUUCUCGCCCAAACAUCACCUCACGCUGGCUGACAUGCCUGCUUCCGACAUUCUGCCCUGCAUUGACCAUUGGACGCGCAUUUACGCCAACCACCUGUCCGCGUCAAACCCGCUGACCGAGGUCGCCAACAAGCUCCAACUUUCUGUAUCCCGUGAACAGGCUCCGGUCCCAAAGGAUGAGUACCGCUACAUGCAGAUAUUCGAAAACAAGGGCGCGGCGAUGGGCUGCUCCAACCCGCACCCGCACUGCCAAGUCUGGACCACGUCGACCAUGCCCGAGGAGCCCGGAAAGGAGAUUGUGCAGAUGACCAAAUACAGGCAGCAGAACGGCCGCCACCUCCUCGCCGACUACACCAAGCUGGAGCUCGAGAAGCAGGAGCGCAUCGUCUGGCAAAACGACAGCUUCCUCGUCGUCUGCCCCUGGUGGGCCAUCUGGCCGUUUGAGGUCCUAGUGCUGCCCAAGCGACACGUCCGCGCCCUGGUCGACUUUACCGCCGAGGAGCGCCUCCGGUUCGCGGAGACGAUCCAGGAGGUCACGCGCCGCUACGACAACCUGUUUGAGUGCAGCUUCCCGUACAGCUCAGGUAUUCACCAAGCGCCUCUGCAGGGAACCGAGGAAGAGAUAAACAAUUCGUACCUUCACAUGCACUUUUACCCGCCGCUGCUGCGGUCCGCAACGGUGCGCAAGUUCCUGGUCGGCUUCGAGCUCAUGGCCGAGCCUCAGCGCGACAUUACGCCGGAGCAGGCGGCCGCUCGUCUGCGGGACUGCGGCGGUGAGAUUUAUAGAAGUCGGAACAAGUGA
Cordyceps militaris CM01 is the source of this 1170-nucleotide messenger RNA. Its product is annotated as galactose-1-phosphate uridylyltransferase. Gene Ontology annotation, cellular component: cytoplasm. The transcript has 4 exons. Gene Ontology annotation, molecular function: zinc ion binding; UDP-glucose:hexose-1-phosphate uridylyltransferase activity. Gene Ontology annotation, biological process: beta-D-galactose catabolic process via UDP-galactose, Leloir pathway. The record is from RefSeq and is a predicted model, not a curated record. Bases 1 to 1170 code for a protein of 389 amino acids. Lineage: Eukaryota; Fungi; Ascomycota; Sordariomycetes; Hypocreales; Cordycipitaceae.